Messenger RNA from Andrographis paniculata, 1226 nucleotides. Its product is annotated as vacuolar protein sorting-associated protein 32 homolog 2-like. The transcript has 8 exons. Gene Ontology annotation, biological process: vesicle budding from membrane; late endosome to vacuole transport via multivesicular body sorting pathway. Gene Ontology annotation, cellular component: multivesicular body; ESCRT III complex; cytoplasmic side of plasma membrane. Lineage: Eukaryota; Viridiplantae; Streptophyta; Magnoliopsida; Lamiales; Acanthaceae. The record is from RefSeq and is a predicted model, not a curated record. The coding region runs from base 298 to 942 and encodes 214 amino acids.
CAAUCAAGAUUGAAUUGAAUAUCGACUACGCUAAGGAAUCCAUAGUGUGACAUUAAUUGCGCGUAGCCCCUCGCGCGAUAUUUCUCACACGCCUCCCCGAAGCGAUCCAAACUACGCCGAGGGUAAUCGAAGAAAAGCUACCAACAGCGACUUCCUGUUUCUUUUCGUAACAAAAGGAUCCGCAUCUCGUCGAUUGACGCAGGCGAGGGCUGUGUCCGAUUUUCUUUCAGGUUUUUAGGGUUUGAUUGUUAUUCCCCAGUAUUGGAAUUAAACCAUUCUUCAAGUAAUUUAUCGACGAUGUUUCCGCGGCUUUUCGGGAAGCCCAAGCAAGAGACGAAUGCUCUUGCGACAUUAGACAAAUUGAACGAGACUCUUGAGAUGCUUGAGAAAAAAGAACAUGUUCUCUUGAAAAAGGCUUCUGCUGAAGUUGAAAAGGCCAAGGAGUUCACUAAAGCUAAAAAUAAAAGAGCUGCAAUACAAUGUUUGAAGCGGAAAAGGCUUUACGAACAGCAAGUUGAGCAGCUUGGCAAUUUCCAGCUGCGCAUUCACGAUCAGAUGAUAAUGCUUGAGGGAGCAAAAGCUACUACUGAAACAGUCGAUGCUUUGAGAACUGGUGCUGCUGCAAUGAAAGCUAUGCAGAAGGCAACUAAUAUUGAUGAUGUUGACAAGACAAUGGAUGAGAUCAAUGAGCAGACAGAGAAUAUGAAGCAAAUACAGGAGGCACUGUCAAUGCCAAUUGGUGCUGCAGCCGAUUUUGAUGAGGAUGAAUUGGAGGCAGAGCUUGAAGAGCUUGAAGGAGCUGAGCUCGAGGCAGACCUUCUGCGGCCUGCAACAACAGCUCCUGCUGCUCCUGCUCGAGUCCCAGCAGGAAGGCCACCGCCAGUUCAUGUUGACAACGAGGAUGACGAGCUUGCUGAAUUGCAGAGAGAGAUGGCACUUUAAGGAGUAACAAAAACUUGAGGGGACUGCAGAAAGAGUUGGCUAUGCUUUAUAAUCGAAGACCAUAGCACGAGAUGAUGUGCAUUUUGGAUUUGGCAUUUGCAGUAGUACAGAGUCAAUGAUGAUGUACAGAUGACAUUCGAGUAAGAAUCUGUAUUCAUUUACAUCGAGCAUAUGCACGCUAUAUUUCGACAUGUGUUAUAUCCGGAAUUUGGGAUCUGUCUUUCUUUACACUUGCAUUCACUGCUAAACAUAUAUAUAUAUAUAUAUAGUGUUUUUAUUUGUUA